Misgurnus anguillicaudatus (oriental weatherfish) is the source of this 2319-nucleotide messenger RNA. It is a transcript of the gene umad1, whose product is annotated as UBAP1-MVB12-associated (UMA) domain containing 1. Lineage: Eukaryota; Metazoa; Chordata; Actinopteri; Cypriniformes; Cobitidae. The record is from RefSeq and is a predicted model, not a curated record.
UUCCACACGGACAGAUAAAGCAGACGAACACGACGUGACUCGUAAACAAAACUCCGGUUUUACCACAACCCGACAGAGAUAUGAAAAACACUAUUUAAAUCAACAGAUCAUUCGUCGUUAACUCAAAAUUCAAACAGUUUGUCUUGUUCUUUUAUUUUUGACGACAAAUAUGGACGAUUAAAUACACGCUGCGUGUUUCAAAACUAGCCUUGUUGCUAACUUUAGUUACCUUGAGCUGUCAACAUACAGGAGCUUAAAUAGCUCAGAUUUCCUUGAAUUCGCGUUAUAGCUUUAGAGCGAAGAUUUUCUCUCUAUUAUUUCUUAUUCACAAAGAAAGACAAACAUUGUAACGAUUUAAUUUGAAACAUUGGUUUAGACCAAGCACGUGUGUUAUAUAGUACAGUACUGACUUUUCCAACACAGACACGCAUGAUGUUUAGCUUUUUAGGAUUCAAGAAGGACGGAGCGAAAAAGUCAUCUGAGAGAGAAACUGAUGGGUUUGUUCUUAUAGGUGAAACUCUGGAAGAGCAGCGACAGAAGAUACAAAGCUUGAACAUUGUGCAACCAGCAACAAAUGUAAUUGUACAGCCAUCUAAACCAUCAACUGCUGGGAACAGAGGAACCACAGAGAUUGCUCAGGCUUCCCUCCAGCCAACGUCAGCUAAGACAUCCUCAGAGACUCACAAUACAGACGUCACCCCUGCCCUGCCUGAACUUCUAGGGGAUAUACCAUUCACCUUAGCACCACAUAUCCUGGCCAUGCAGAUGAGUCUACCACUUGUUCCAGAUAUUGCCCUGCCUCAUGACAUGAGCGACAAGCUGGCCAACUUUUGUUAUGACUUUACGUUGGAGAACUCUGUGCUUUGUGAGAAUUGACUCGGUAUUGUCAGUUUAUCACUUACGGUGAACUAUGACCAUUUGAAUGACAGGAUAUUCCUUAACCGUUUGCCUUUUCCCAAGUAAAUGAACUAUGUUUUGCUGGUAUAAGGGGGGGGAGGGCUCGAGAUAGGAUAUUGUCCAUUUUGUUUAAAUUAGUGAAGUUAGUCAAAAUGGUUUACAGUCUCUCAGGAUGUUACACUUGUGUGAAAACACUAGGUGAGUAUUUAUAAGAUGAACGAUGGCUUUACAUUUUUUAAAACGUCAUGCAGAUUUUAUGGGUGCAGUUCUGUAUUUCGACUCUGCUUGGUCCUGUAGCAUAAGACGAUAUGCUGAAAUUAUUUUGAAACUACUAUGUUGUUUAGUAGUUGCAUUUGAUGUUUAAAACGUCAGUCUUCUUUGGCCUUCUUUUUACUUGCUAAUAAUGAGCUACUACAAUAUAUAUCAUAAUCAUCAUAUGUAUACAUAAUAAUAGUAAGUACCGGUAUUAUAAAUUGAUGGUAAUGUACAAAGACAUGGUUAUUUUUCUUCACAAAUUACUAUUGGGAAUUAUACCCUUUUUGUCAGUCCACAAAUUCUACAGUGAAUUUACUAAUAAUUAAAAAGUUCAUUGGCAUCGUCAAACAAAUUACAAAACAUAGGUACUGAUUUUAAACAGGUUUGCCCAAACACUCCCCAUAUACCAAACUGAGAAAUGUUUUAAUAAUACUACAAAUCCGUAUAGGAUCUGCAUACGACCAGCAUAAUGAGAGCUUGCCUGUUCAUGCUAAAUUUGGAUGAAAUAAUUUUAACAUCAUAUUUAAUAAGUUACUGCAUGUAGUUUGCGAGAGAGAGACUGAAAGGCAUUGCAGUGUUUAGUACAAAGAUGCUAACAUAGUUCUACUCAUGCAAAAAUGCUUGAAUCGUUUUGCAUAGGAACAUUAUAUGAAUGUUGCAUAUCUUGACUGAGUUGUUUAGUUUAAAUGCAUGAUGUUUAUAGGGUCUUAUAUUUGAACAAUGUGUGAUUAUUGUUUUUCGUUUGAAUUUAGUCAUUGGGUUUUAUCAUGCAUGCUGCUAUUUACACAAUGCACUCAGGUGUUUCUUUUUUUUGUAAUCCCUUCACAUCAUCUGUACCCUACUUAGUGGAUACAUUUUUUUAUUAGAUAUCACAUUCAAACUUACUUUUGCUUAUUUGUGAAACCACACACGUUUAUUUACUUUGGUCAUCCUCCAAAUUGUACUGAACAGUAAACAGUAAGCACUUAUGUAAAAUAUUUAGCCACUUCUUCAGGUAAAUAUCCUGUCAUAAACUUAUCAUUAUGGGAUAAAUUUAAAUGCAAGGUCCUUUCCUACUGAUUUGUAUCUGGAACAAAAAUCCACAUUUUCUGUUUAUGGUGUUUAUGCUAAAUACUGAGCAUGAACAAAAUGUAAUAUGUUAAUUAAACUCUAAUUUGAUUAAAAUAG